AUGUCUGGGGAUCACGAUCAUUACCAGCCAACUACACCACCGGGAGUACCUUAUGAGGAAUACCUUGGAUCUGGUCAUAGCCGCAACGCUUCUUCUUCGUCUAUCUACUCUAGUGAAUCUUCGCCUUGGUCAACCAUGACAGGUAACACUAGUCCCGUUACAUCGCCCACUCGUCAUCACCAUGGGCCUGCCCUUUUGCCCAAGAUUAGACCUCAGGAUGUGGUGAUUGAGCCAGUCUCCGCUGGUGGCCCUCUGCGCAAUCGCCGCGUCUUGUCCAACACACGCAACCCUCCCGGAUUUGCGCCUUAUACUCUAAGUCGUCCGUCUCUUCGACGCAACCAACCAAAUGGGGCAGAUAGACCGCCUCUGGCGUCUCCCAUUUCACCCAUCGUCACUACGGGCCUUGUCAGCCAUUCUGCUUUAUCCUCUCCAGUGACCAUAACCUCAAACAAGCGCAAAGGCCCUGGAGGUCACUGUCGAUCUGUUUCGGCCUCCGUUAUUGAUGAGGCUACCCUGAGCCGGUAUGGAUAUCCUACCUACCGACAGCUCCCAAAAUAUAUUCCACACGUACAAGCCCAAACAACCCCAACUACACCAAUUACUCCAGUGACUCCAAAUAUUGUUGUCUAUCCUUCUCAGCCUCAACAAAUGACAGUUGAAGUACCACGGAUUGCUCCCGUACGCACACCAUGCCAUCCAUUGACUGUACCCACGCCUCAGUACUGUUAUAGCCCAAUCCACGGCCCCCAAAGAUCACCAGUGCACCUAAUGAGUCCUCGAGAGGACCGUCCUCCCCCAUCUACCAACUUGAUCUCGUACUUGACUUCCCCUACCCAGGCAGUAAACCUGGUCCGCAAUGUUAGCGUCAUUCCUACCCGUGGCAUGCAUGACUACUUUUGGUGGGACAUCCGUCAACUUCGCAACUGGACUUCUUUCUCCGUUGCUACUAUUGACACAAUCGAUGGACUCACUCAGCUCCUAAAAACUGAGAUUCCCGCAACCCUAGCUCCCCCCGUGGGUGUUACUUCUUCACGUCUCGCCCCAGAAUCCGAGCCCGGCCUUGUUGCCCUAAUCCGAGACCUCUAUGCUCCACGAGUCAACGCAGCCCUAGCCGUCUCUCAAGGAGAAGAGCACCUCCAGCUCUAUGCAGCCCCAGAUAUCCGCCAUACUGGCCACAAAAACCACGGCCACCCGCACUUCUUAGCAAACUAUUCCACCGACACGGACUGCACUAGCGCAGGGCUCCCGCGAGGUCGACUCGUAGGCAUAGUCAAGAGCUUCGACCGAUGGAACUCAGCAAUGCGCAACGAAGCCCCCCACCGUCGCGUCGAGUACCUCAACGGCAUAGCCCAUCUGCAGCGCUGCAUGCGCGAACACUCCUGCCGCUACGGCUUCAUAAUCACCGAGAUCGAACUUGUCUGCGUACGCGCAGGCUGCGACGACGGCUGCGACGUCCCAUAUUUCGGCUACCUCGAAGUCGCAGCCCCAAUCCCUCUUAAAACAGCCGCAACGGGCGGUCCCCUUUCCGCGCGCGACGUGCCGCCAGCCCUGGCAACCCCCAUCAGCGCACGAUCGUUUUCCUCUUCUUCUCACGGCUCGUCAUAUUCCCAAUCCCGGCAUCCGUCCCCAAUGCCAGAGUCGGAAGAUGAUGGUUAUGCAACGCCAAUGACGGCUAGUCUGGCGUUGUACUUCUUGCUCAUGCUUUCGAAAUCCGUUCCACUUCCUCAUCAGCCGUCCGCCCACCUCAACGUUGGCGGCCCUGGUGCCCUUACGCGGCAGCGUACACUCCCUGAGCCUAAAGAUAACUGGAUUCCUGAGCCACAGAUUGGCGAGCGUCGUGACGCUAAGAGGGUCCGGGGAUGGGUUUGGCCUCAGGAUUCUUGGCAUCGUCGUGAAGGGGGCGGUGUUCCUCGAUCAACACGGAACAUCAAUAUUAGGGCGAAGAAGUGGCAUCAGUAG
Penicillium verhagenii is the source of this 1959-nucleotide messenger RNA. RefSeq lists its product as uncharacterized. Bases 1 to 1959 code for a protein of 652 amino acids. The transcript has a single exon. NCBI's taxonomy places the organism in Eukaryota, Fungi, Ascomycota, Eurotiomycetes, Eurotiales, Aspergillaceae. The record is from RefSeq and is a predicted model, not a curated record.